Molecule: messenger RNA, 814 nt
Organism: Momordica charantia (bitter melon)
Lineage: Eukaryota; Viridiplantae; Streptophyta; Magnoliopsida; Cucurbitales; Cucurbitaceae
Source: RefSeq, a predicted model, not a curated record
AACAGCGAUGAUGGUGUGGAAACUGGACUAAGGUUUACUAUUUGGAAGCAGAUUGACAAGAGCGGGAGUUCGAUUGAUGACGAUUUGGCCUUGAAGUGGGAUUCUUCUUCUUCCAAUAUCAGAAUGGUUAUAAAUUCUAAUCCAACAGAGACGCCAGCCCCGAUCAACGGCGGUCGGAAUUUUCAAGAUCUCAAUCCAUCGUUGUCGUUCGAUCAGACCAAUAAACGGAGAACGUUGAACGUUGAUGACAACAACUCUGUAACUAGAACUUGUUCGGACUGUAACACCACCAAGACUCCUCUAUGGAGGAGCGGACCAAGAGGUCCUAAGUCACUUUGCAACGCCUGUGGAAUCCGACAAAGGAAAGCGAGACGAGCAGCCAUGGCGGCAGCGGCGGAGGAGGCGGCGGCGGCGAACGGCACUAUUCCAUACGGCGGAAAGCCGGCGGCCGCAGUAGUUCUGAAACCCAAUAAAACCGCGGUGCAACACAAGAUAAUCAAGCCGGCGGCGACAUUGAAGAGAAAAUGCAAAGACGUCGCCGCCGGCCGCGGCGGCGGAGGGAGAAAAAAGCUACAUUUUGAAGAUUCCUCUUACCAAAGAGUUUUCCCGCCGGACGAGAGGGAAGCCGCCAUCUUGCUCAUGACCUUAUCUUAUGGCUGGCCUUCUUCAUGGAUUAAUUUAUGAAAAUUUAUAUAUAUAUAUUUUUAAUUUAUUGCCUUUUAUCUUUUUUUUUUAAUUCAGUUAAUUUGUCUAUUGCUAAAUGCUAAUGCAUUUUGGGGAUAAAAAAAUUUAGAAUAAUUAGAAUAAAGACGUC